This is a messenger RNA of Blepharisma stoltei, 1059 nucleotides long. NCBI's taxonomy places the organism in Eukaryota, Ciliophora, Heterotrichea, Heterotrichida, Blepharismidae. The record is from the annotation of a GenBank genome assembly.
AUGCACGCCCGCGAUAUAGGGUUGUAUGGGAUCCUAGUUUUUGCAAUGGCUGCAUUGAGCUCAGCCGCUGCAGCUUUUGAACAAAUAACUUCAGUUAGCCCGUUCAUGAAAGCUUGUUGGAGACUUGAAGUGACUGCAAUUCUUCAGAUCGUCCCUAUGGUUUACGAGAUUCGUAAAGAUCCAGAGGCAGUCAAAACCAUGAUCAGAGACUGCUGGCAUUAUUUAUUAAUCUCUGGCCUCUGCCUUGGGCUUACUUUUAGCCUGUGGUGUUGGAGCUUAGAUUUAACGUCAAUCGCCCACUCGCUCUUGUUUUCCUGUUCAGCUCCACUUGUAGUGGUAGUUGCAUAUUUUCUACUCUGCAAAAAAGUGGCUCCUUUAGAAAUCGUUGGAGUAGUUAUAGGAUUUGUAGGACUUAGCGUCGUUAUUUUUGGGAACUCUGAAAGCGAAGGGUCUACUUGGUAUGGAGACGUCAUAGCCUUCAUGACGGCAAUUACAUUGGCAAUUUAUAUGCUUAUAGGAAAGAAACUUAUGGAAAAAUGUGUCCCUAUGUGGACUUAUUUGACAAUAGCUAAUAUGGAAGCUGCACUCUGGGCCUACAUUUUUGCAGUUGCAGUCCAAGGAGACGCCCCAAUUGAAGGGAUUCAAUGGAUCUAUACAAGCGAUUGGCUUAUUGUGAUAUAUUUAGGCUUAGUCCCAGGAGCAUUAGGCCAUGGUGCUAUAAAUUGGCUGCUUAAAUUCAUGUCCUGUCUUGUCAUUUCAGUAUUUAUUAACUUUGAGCCAGUAAUUGGGUCAUUUAUAGGCUGGGUUGUAGGGAUUCAGCCGCCUCCUGCAAUAUACACUUAUAUUGGAGGAGCCAUUGUUAUGGCAGGAAAUCUCACUGUUACUUAUGCAGGAUCCAAGGUAAAAAUUCCAGGAGAUACUGAAGAAAAGUUCUAUUUAGAUGAAGAAAAGGGGAAAACUGAAGAAAUGAGGGAAAGCUUGCUUGAUGAUAAUGAUAAUGAUGAAGGGGAAAAAUUCGAAAGAAGAAUCUCUAGGAAGCAUUCUUUUGCAUUAGCUUAG